UCCACACAUAGUUCAAUCCAAACGGAGUUUUUAGUGUAUAACAUUUUUAGUAUUAGCAGACAGGUGUUUAAUUCAUUAAGUUUCCACACAAAAUCAGAUUAUGUAGCAUUGGGAAGCAUCUCCUCCGUAGACAUCCAUUCAAAAAGAACGGCCUCUUGUUUCCUGGCAUAUUGAAUGUCUGCGUUAUGCUAUUCUAUGCUAAGGCGGUAGAUAACUUCAAAUAGUCUCUGGCCGUCCAGCAUCACAGCCAAAAUUAUUUGAACGAACAGUUGUUGAUAAACACUACCUCUUUUUAAGGAAAACGAGAGCGUAUUAUAUAUUAUAUUAUAGAUAUUUUAUAAGGUAAUAAUUUUCAUUCGUAUGCGUACUGGAACUGAAAAAACUAUUUAGUCAAAGCCCACAACUGCGAAAGUGAAACCAAAAGUCAAGUAUCAGAUAAUGUAAUACAACUCCAAACGCUUCGUUGAAAUAGGUUUGUGUUUGGUGAAAACAUUCAAAAACAAAACGUUUGGUUGGCAAUGAUGUCAAAGGCUCACCCCAUCUCCAGAGCUGCAUUACUAGCACAUGUCUAUCUGCUGUGCUGUGAUCUCGUUCUGUGGGCAUGUGUGUGGACUGCACUACUGUGGCUGGAUGGCGAGGACAGUUUGGACUUAAGGUACCUGUGGGCUUUCAGGAUCAUCAGCUGGGCUGUGCUUUAUUCACAAACCACAUAUAUUGCUGAUAAAAUUGUUCAGCCCCUCCUGAAGCGCUGGGUGGCCUUACAGAGCUUCCUACCUGCAGUAUUUGACAGUAUUGCUCAGCCAUUGCUGCAAGGGAUUACGAGGGGGUUCAGCCCUGUGCCUGAUCCUGGCAUGGUGAUCCUGAGCUCUGUUACAUCUGCUCUGAUAUAUUUGGUGUGGGAGGUGGCUUUCCCACAUGGUGGAUCAGCCAAGGGUGCCAAAAACCAGAAGGAUGAAGAGGCCAAGGCACUCCUGAUGAGAGUGAUUCAUUACUCCAGACCCGACUACCUUCACCUAGGGGCUGCCUUCGUCUUCCUCAGUCUGGCAGCGCUAUUUGAGACCUUUAUUCCAUACUGCAUUGGAAAAGUUGUUGACAUAUUGAGUGGUAAAUAUCAGCAUGAAAACUUCUUGUGGGCCAUUGGACUCAUGGCACUGUGCUCACUAGGAAGUUCUAUGUUCAGUGGUCUGCGUGGCGGGAUGUUUAUGUGUAGCCUCAGUAGACUCAACAAGAGAAUUCGACACAUGCUGUUCCAGAGUCUUAUGAAGCAGGAAAUAAGCUUCUUUGAAGAAAACAAACCAGGUAGUCUCACAUCACGUUUGGUCUCUGACACUGAUAAGAUGGGUCGUUCUGUGGCCAUGAAUGUGAAUGUGUUACUGCGGAGUCUGGUGAUGACAUGUGGCAUGCUAUUCUUUAUGCUGCGCCUGUCCUGGCAGUUAACACUUCUCACAUGCAUCGAAAUGCCACUUCUUGCUUUCAUUCAGAAUUCCUACAACAACCACUCCCAGAAAACGUCAAAAGAGCUUCAAGACUGUAAUGCAGAGACUGCAGAGUUGGCAUAUUCUGUCAUUAAGUCUAUGAAGACAGUGCGCAGCUUUAAUGCAGAGGAUCCGGAGAAAAGAAGUUAUGAACAGGUUUUGGACAAAAAACUCCUGGUUUUGACAAGGAAAGGCUUCUACAGUGCUGUUUUCCUCUUAAUACGAAGGUUCAUUACAGUGGGCUUGAAGGUAGCCAUGUUGUUCCAAGGCCGUAAUCUCAUCUCAUCUGGACAGCUAAGCAGUGGCAGCCUCCUUGCAUUUGUGUUUUACCAGAAGGACAUGGUGACCAACAUGAGGCAACUUGUUUAUAUCUAUGGAGACAUGCUGAACACCGUGGGCUCAGCAGUGAAGGUGUUCCAGCUGCUCGAUAGGAAGCCACAGAUGAAAGAAAUGGGCAAUCUGGCCCCAAAAAAGCUCGAGGGAAAACUGAACUUUGAGAAGGUCACCUUUUCGUACCACUCCCGCCCUGAUGAAAAAGCACUAAAGUCUGUGACAUUGGAAUUGAGUCCAGGAAAGGUGACAGCAUUGAUAGGGCCCUCUGGUGGUGGGAAGAGUUCUUGUGUCUGCUUGAUGCAGAGAUUCUAUGAACCACAGGAGGGUGAAGUGUUCCUGGAUGGAGUACCUCUGUACCGCUACCAACAUCAAUACUUGCACCAAAAGGUGGCGAUGGUAGCCCAGAAACCUGUGCUUUUUUCUGGCUCUGUGAGACAUAAUAUUGAGUAUGGUUUGCAAGACUGCACUAUCGAAAGAGUUGAAGAGGCUGCUCGAAAAGCCAAUGCACACGACUUCAUAUGCAUGUUGGAAGAGGGAUAUGACACAGACGUUGGUGAAUGUGGUGACCAGCUGUCUGCUGGGCAGAAGCAGUGUAUUGCUAUAGCCAGAGCUCUGAUAAGGAACCCACAGAUUCUCAUCUUAGAUGAGGCCACCAGUGAUACGGACUACACCGCACAACAAGCAGUUCAAGACCUACUCAACAAAACAGAUCAGACAGUACUGGUGAUAGCUCAUCGUUUGGAGACGGUAGAGAAAUCAGAUCACAUUAUCUUCAUGGAGGAAGGGAAAGUUGUCGAGCAGGGAACUCAUCAGGAGCUUAUGGCAAAAGAGGGAAGAUAUUAUCGAAUAAAGGAAAAACUUUUCGCAGAACCAACAAACUAAUGAAAUAUCUGAUAUCCAACAUACAGAUAUUUAUAUAUGAAUAUAUACAGACUCACAGGCUGCAUCAUAUUUUUAAAUAACUAAACUGUUGACUCUGGAUUUGAAUCCAUUUAGAUUGAACAAAUACUCUAAAUACAUUGCGAGUAAACACUUGGGAUUAAAAGUGACAUGACAUGAGGAAUCCAAUUUUCCUUGACAUUUAAGAAGUCUUUGCAAACAUACUUUUAGUUUCAGAAUUCAAAACAUCCUUUCUGCAAAAAGAGCAUUUGUUGAAACCAAGCUAUUAAAAUAACUUGUUCUCUACUCCCUUCACAUUGGAAUGUCACAUCUACAACAACACAUCAACCACUGCUUUACCUUAUCUCUUCUGUGGUGGUGAGCAGUGACAUGGGGAGGAUAGAGUUGGUCAGUCAAGAGCAGACAGCCAAUCAUAACAGUGGGUGUUUAAGAAGCAGCACCAAAACUGAUCGUUUCUGAAAGAGGGUCAGAAUGAGGGUGGAAAAUUAUUGUGCAUUACAGAUAUAUGACAGUUUUUUAAACAAAAUUUGUUACUAAUAUAAGUGAACCACAAUGAACAUUUUAAAGUCAUAAAAAAGCCCUGUCAUGACCCAUUUAAUUAAUUAUGUGUUUCAGGAAAAGAGUAGACUUCUGACUCUGUUUUUCAUUUGUUAAUAUAUACAGUAUUUUAUUGAUAAUGGAAUAGAUGAUAAUGUAUGAGACACAUAAAGGAAAGCAUUAGAAGUGUAAACUAUAGGUAAAACAGUACCAAAACAACAAUUACAAUAUAAAAAUGUAUAUAAUACGUAAAUUGUAUGUGGUGUAAUUAAAUCAGCGAAUGACCAGAGGGUUUGCCCUUAACAGCAGAAAAAUUUUGAAAAGUAUCUCACAGCUCUUAUUUGUCUUCACUGUGCCACUAACAGCUCCUUGAUUUUGAGCAUCCUGAAGCGUGAUUGGACCUUUAACUCAACAUGCCGUACAGUUUCACACAAGCUCUGGGCUUUUAACUGCUUUGUAUAUUCAUUUCUCUCCAAGAAGCACCUGUUGGGAAUUUUGUGAACUGUAAAUGAGAUUCAAAUGUAAAUGUACAUUUUUUCAAAGAUGGAAAGGCUUUGUGAGUUGAGUACCAUUAAACGCCUCAAAAUGGCAUGAUGCAGUCCGCACACGGCUGCCAGAAACACCUGAAUCUCCAAGAGAGCUAGAGGUCCUUCAGAAAUAAAAUUUUCCUUUGACACCUAGAAGAAAGACAUGGGCAUCUGUUAUUUUAAAUGACAGAAUUAUGAUA
Messenger RNA from Xyrauchen texanus (razorback sucker), 3972 nucleotides. RefSeq names its product transporter associated with antigen processing, subunit type t, teleost specific (gene tap2t). Gene Ontology annotation, biological process: transmembrane transport. Gene Ontology annotation, cellular component: membrane. NCBI's taxonomy places the organism in Eukaryota, Metazoa, Chordata, Actinopteri, Cypriniformes, Catostomidae. The record is from RefSeq and is a predicted model, not a curated record. Bases 519 to 2690 code for a protein of 723 amino acids. Gene Ontology annotation, molecular function: ATP binding; ABC-type oligopeptide transporter activity; ATP hydrolysis activity. The transcript is spliced from 12 exons.